UAGGGCUGUGGGAUGGCGCUUCAGCAGGUGUCAGAGACAGUGAUUGACAGCUGCGAACGUGACGUCAUAUCGGGGGGCGCCGUGGUGGAGUUUGUGUUUUAGAAGAGGUUGCAACGCUCGGUGUGGGAAGUGUCGAAAGGAAGAGAGCAGCACUCAAUAAUUCAUAGUGUAGCCUUCACCAGCCUGUGCGCAGACUACCGGAACAGAUAUCCUCGUAUCCUAUUCCUAAAUAAAUACUUUUUUGCAAUUAGCGGAUACCUACAGUAACCACAAUCUUGGGCACAGUCCCGCUGACCGAUUCCAUACUUUCUUUUUGACAGUCAAAUAGACUAGGAUUAUUGUCGAAAACACGCAUAGAUUCUUUUUUUCCCCCUUCCCAUCUCUUGCGACAGUCUGCGAUGUUCAUCCUAGCAUAUGCUGUGUGAAGCAGCAGGUGGCAAUGGUGGCAAACGGCAGUAUCCAGAGUCCAGGGGGAGGCAGGGCCAGGCUACAGCUCUAGCCACAGGCUGAGGGAUUCCAUGGACACUCAUUAACUCAAUGCCACAAAACCGGGAUUGAGUGGGAAGUUUGGGAAUAUCGGCCAGGGGAGGACUGAGUGGGCGGGUCACUAACUGACUGAUAGACUGCUAUGGAAGGAGCGAGAUCCACUAGAAUCUCUGUGAAUGUAACUCUCGGCUCAUUUCCCCAGGGGGAGUUGAGCUGGGAUCGCUCAGCUAGGAUUAGAAACCAGUGCCGAGUGUCUGCCUCUGCCAUCCCAUGCUUCUAUCUGUAGCAGGCACAGUUGGGGUGUUGCUAUGGCAACACUUGCCCUGCACCGGGGUGUAGAGUUGUCUCAUCACUUGCUCUACUAUCUCUGAUACCUGAGAUUUUUUUACCUCGUAAUGCAAUAACUGGUGGAGGUCACAGGAGCCAUGGCCAAACAGGACUCCCCACUGUUCCUCCACGGCUUUGACCUGGGGGAUGUCUUCAUAGACCCCCAGCCCCUGGGCAGCGGGACCACUGGUCUGGUUCUGUCUGCUGUGGACAAGCGCAGCGGCCAACGGGUGGCUGUGAAGAAGCUGGUGAUGCGUGACGUGGUCAGCGUGAAGCACGCCCUGCGGGAGGUCAAGAUCACGCGCCGCCUGCAGCACGAGAACGUGGUGCGCGUGCACGAGGUGUUGGGCCCCUAUGGCCGCCCGCUUCAUCGCGACCCAGCCCAGCUGAGCGCCCUGUACAUCGUCCAGGAGUGCAUGGAGAUGGACCUAGCUCACCUGCUGGAGCAGGGGCCACUUCCUAGCGGGCACACCACUCUGCUCUUCUACCAGCUCCUUCGAGGACUUAAGUUCAUCCACUCAGCCAACGUGCUGCACCGCGACCUCAAACCAGCCAACAUCUUCCUCAACACAGACCAGUUACUGCUCAAGAUUGGCGACUUUGGCCUGGCCAGAAUCGUUGACCCACACUACUCCCAUAAGGGCUACCUGUCAGAGGGCUUGGUGACUAAAUGGUAUCGGUCUCCACGCCUGUUGCUCUCUCCCAACAACUACACCAAGGCCAUUGAUAUGUGGUCAGCUGGCUGCAUCCUCGCAGAGAUGCUAACAGGACGCAUGCUCUUUGCAGGAGCCCAUGAACUGGAACAGAUGCAGCUGAUCCUGGACACGGUGCCUGUGUUGAGGGAAGAGGACCGCCUGGACCUUCUGCAGGUCAUGCCCACUUAUGUCAGCCAUGGCUGGAAGGUCAAGAGGUCAUUUAGGGAGCUGAUCCCUGAGGUGGAGGUGGAGGCGGAUGCCAUUGAUUUUCUGGAGCGUAUCUUGACCUUUAACCCCAUGGACCGGCUGACGGCAGAAGCGGCCCUGUCCCAUCCCUUCCUGCAGCAGUACUCAUUUCCUCAGGACGAGCCCAUGUCGCCCCAGCCCUUCCGCAUAGAGGACGAGCUGGAUGAUAGCCUAAUCACGGAGCCUGGCCACAGUCACAGCCAGGCCUUUAGCUCUCAUUGGGACAGGUAUGAGACCAGCCUGUCAUCAGACUUGUGCUGGCAGCAGCAGGGUGGGUGUCAGUGCUUGCCUGGGGUCUCGGAGCUGGUUGACCCAGAGGAGGAGGAGGUCCUGAGGGAUCCCAAGGCAGGCUCUAAACCCUUGUUGGAGGAGGCCCAGGUGGACCCUCGCAAGUAUUCCCACAGCAGCUCUGCCGAGCGCUUCCUGGACCACUCCCACUCCUCUCUGGAGCGUGCUUGUGGGGGCGGGGCCUAUACCGAGCUGGACUGUGACCGUUCCUGUGACUACAAAGUGGGCUCUCCUUCCUAUCUCGAUAAGAUUGCAUGGAGGGAAGACAAACCACAGCACUACUCCGAGCCCAAACUGAUCCUGGACCUGUCUCACUGGAAGAGGAACAGACAGGCGCCUGAGCCUAGAGGGGCCAGUUUGGAGGAGCUGCCUGUCGAGGAGCCGCCUGGGGACCUGUUCCAGGAGAUAUCUCGGUGGGUGGAGAGCACUCAGUCUCUCCUCCACUCUCCCAGCCUGCCCCAGGAACCCCUGCCCUACUCCAGUUCACCCCCGCUGCCCCUCUCUCCCACUUCCCUCCCCGCUCCCCUCUUCCACUGCUGUUCGCCGGGCAUACGGCCCUCAGCUGGACUGGACGAGGACGACACACUCAGCCGACCUGCCUCAUCCCGCUCUCCUCCCUCUCUGUUGCCCUCUUCUCCUCCGAUUCCUUCGCCAAUCCAUGAGCGCCUCCAGAUGCCUCCCUCCAGGGGGCAAGGGGGCCCGUUUGACCUGGAUGUGUUCAUCACAGCCCUGAAGCGGUGUGGUCAGAGUGAGGACCUCGGUGGAAACCCAGACGGGGCCAAACAGGCCAACAUCAAUGGCGUAUCCAGGCUUCCAGAGCGUAGACCGCCCCCACGUCAGACUCCCAACUCCUGAAAGGAGCUGGGGUCCAAGGCUAACACAGAGAGCACUGGUAGACUGAAUAGUGAACGCAUGUAGAAGGGGAGAAAAAGGAAGUUGCACAUGAUUUAAUGGGUACAGUUCUUUUUUUCUUUACCCAUAAAUCAUUGGGGUGUGCGACUUUCUUUCAUAAGUAAGCGUUGCCUUGACACUAACCCUGCUCACUUAAACUAGCGUUGCUGCUCCUUUGUUCAGAGCUGCUUUUACUGUAUGUUACAAGAAUAAGAGGAGAGUGAGGUGUGGAUCAAGUUCCAUUUGGUACUGUACGAACAACGUAAGCUUCUGGUGGUUUUGCUACUGCAUACAGUAUGUCAGCGUGGUCACUGCUGUAAAUGAAUGUACGUUGUACAGUAUCUAACCGAAAGGCCUAUGUUGCAUCAAAGCAGCGACGUGUACUCAUUACAAGAAUGCCUGCAAAAUGAUCAACAUUUGGUUGGAGAGAGGAACUCCCGGGUAUUCCAUAGCAGAAUAGGUUGAAGAGAAAGCAAAUCAGCUAUUUUUGUUGACUCUUAAACAUAACCCUUUUGGUUGUUAAGAUAUCUUCCGAAUGCGAGUAGCUAUACAGUAGGUCUCCCUGCAGCAAAUGGCUAUUUAGAAUUAUACGAGUAUCUUCCAUUUAGUGGGAAGUAUUUCCUUUAAAGAAAAGGGGUCUGAAUGUAUUUAUAGAUCCACGUCUUAGCAUAAGAACAGAUAUCUCUGGUCCAGGGAGUUGUGUUCCUCCAAUAAGGAAAGUGUUAGUGGAGGAACACUCACUAAUGACCUGGACCAGAGCUGAAGAACAGAUAAAGGGAGACGGCCCCUGGGAAUUCUAGAAUGAUAUCGAUACAUUUGAACGUUUUUACUGCUAACAAUUGUACACAUUGAACUACUGUUUCUUACAGCAUCUUCCAGAUGCCUGUAAUUGUUUGUUGACAGUUUUACGGUGCAGCUUUUGUGGAUUUUUGUGUGUUGUUGUUAUUUAUCUGAGAAGGGAGUGCUCUCACAGUACCACAGUAAGAUAUCUAUCUAGCUUUUGCACACCCAUGUUCUCAUGGCAGGGAGAUAUAAACAGAACAGUGACAACACUGUAGUCAGUCUGUAGCUGAUUAUCAUCACCAAGCUGACAUCAGAAAGCCUUCGGAAUAGUCAUGCACAGGGAGCAACAGCUAAAAGGUCACACACUCAUCAAGCACUCUAAACUCCGUGGCAGGGUCCCAAACUACACCCUAUUAUUCCCUAUUCCCUUUUGACCAAAGCCCUUUGGGGAUUAAAGGCUCAGUAUGGUGAAAAAUGGGAAUUGUCUGUGUUUUAUAUAUAUUUCUACAAUAUGAGGUUGGAAUAAUACUGUGAAAUUGUGAACAUUAUGAUGAUGCCCUUUUAGGGUAAGAGCAGUUUGAAAAGACCACCUGAAAGAGUUCCAAACCUCUCUGCCAAUAACAGCUAGUUUCCAGUUUUCCCCUCCCCACUACCAGACAGUCUAGCACAAUUCUUGCUAAGAAGCUACCUUUGUUUGUUUUCAAUUAAAAAUGGUCAGAAAAUAAAUCACACUAAGGACCCUUAAUUGUUACCCAUAAAUGAUUUGAUAUUGAGAUAAACAUGGCUGCAUUGGACCUUAAGGUUCCGUUUGGGACAUAGCCCUCGUCUCCUGCUUUUUACCAUUGUUCCUAUUAGUCAAUGACGGUGAAUGUUCCAAAAUGUCACAAUGAUAUUAUACUCUUGAGUCAUGAGCAAUUCAAUCUCAUUGCACAAUAUCACCUGGCAUUCUAAAGGGGACACAAUAAGCGAGCAUAGUCAAGUCUGGAAAUUGCAGGGUGCAAACUGUUUUCAGAGCAGUGCAUUGUCAUUUUAACAUACAAAAAAAAGCACAUUGGACAGACACUGCCAGGGACCAGGUUCUUAAAGGCCAACUAGGCUUCAUGUGCAGUGUCAGAUGUUAUCUGGGCAAGUCCAUGUUAUUUUAUUGGUAAAAUAGGAGUCCGCAAUAAUAUCAGAAAUAUCUUAUUAGAUCCGAUGUGCUUGUUGAGACGGAAUUAUGUUCCUUUUAGUCUGGGAGUCGGGUUAUGAAUGUGCCUCAGAAUAUGCCUACAGGCUUAUUAUAAAUAGGCCUAGGCUUCCAGCUCGCUGAAUGUAAAUAGUUUUGCAUGGCUUGAUCCUUGAUGAAAACUAUCAAAUGAUUUUAACUAUAUAAAGUGUGGACCAUCUUUAUUUGAGGAUGUUCUGGUUGUAUCACAUAUGAUAGAAUCUGCAGCUUUCACAGCUGAAAUCAAUUUACACGAUCCCUUUUGCAGUUCCUCUUUUGCUGAUCAACUAAAAAUAAAA
Oncorhynchus tshawytscha (Chinook salmon) is the source of this 5219-nucleotide messenger RNA. RefSeq names its product mitogen-activated protein kinase 4-like. Gene Ontology annotation, molecular function: ATP binding; MAP kinase activity. NCBI's taxonomy places the organism in Eukaryota, Metazoa, Chordata, Actinopteri, Salmoniformes, Salmonidae. Gene Ontology annotation, cellular component: cytoplasm; nucleus. Gene Ontology annotation, biological process: intracellular signal transduction; protein phosphorylation; cell surface receptor signaling pathway. The record is from RefSeq and is a predicted model, not a curated record. Bases 912 to 2897 code for a protein of 661 amino acids. The transcript is spliced from 7 exons.